Molecule: messenger RNA, 707 nt
Organism: Amphimedon queenslandica
Lineage: Eukaryota; Metazoa; Porifera; Demospongiae; Haplosclerida; Niphatidae
Exons: 5
Coding region: 43-603 (186 amino acids)
Source: RefSeq, a predicted model, not a curated record
UUAUUAAUUCCUAUUUAUAAAUUAAAGCUAAUUGGACAGUAAAUGGCUGCUGAUGCAUUGAAGUUACUGAUGGAAACUGAUGCAUUAGUGAAGGAUUGGGAGGAGAAGAGGAGCAAGAUAUUAGCACAAUUUGAGUCAAUAGGAAACAUUAACACUCAGUUGGACUCACUGAAAAAAUGUGAGGUAAGAGGUAGUUUAGGUGUCCUAUCUAGUUUCUCAAGUGUGUGCGUUAGAUUGAAAGGUAAACUGCUCCUGUCUCAAGAAAGAGCCAUAGCAUUCAUAGAUAGGGACCAGAAACUGAUGGAGAAAAUAGUAAAAGAUUUACUGCAUAAGAAAAGAGAAGCAGAAAAGAUAUGGAGAAAAAUGGCUGAGAAAGAUGGAGUUGAUGUAUUAUCAAAAAGGAGUGAGGAGUCUUUCUCAGUCAGCGAUUGGCUGCAGUGGAUUAAAGAACUCUCGUGUUUAGUUUAUGCAAACUGGAAGACAAUGGCUCCAAUUACAUACCCACUGACAGAAUCAAUGAUUAAUGCAUGGAACAAAGAAUUAUAUGGAGUUGAAGAGAUUACUAGUUUCAUCGCAUACACAGUUCAAGAGUCAAAGAAAUGAUUGGAAUUCAAAUGCACUCAGUUCAACAACCAAACAAACUCAAUAUAAAAAAAGAAGAUCUAUACAAUUUAAAGCAUUUUUAAUAAGACAAUCGGCAAAAAUAA